Messenger RNA from Pelobates cultripes (western spadefoot toad), 5731 nucleotides. The record is from the annotation of a GenBank genome assembly. NCBI's taxonomy places the organism in Eukaryota, Metazoa, Chordata, Amphibia, Anura, Pelobatidae.
AUGGACGAAUACUUACUGGCAUCCCAGGGCCCGCGAGGCCUAGACGGUUCCGCCACGCCGACGCCGUCCUCUCCGACCUCCAGCAUAGCGCACUCGGACCGGACCCCUCCGGCGGCCCCUAUGCUGACCCAAAUAUCUGGAGACCUGGCAACCAUCACUAACAACAUGCUCACCCGCAAAGAUAAAACAGACAUGGUCGCGGAAUUGAAGGCUGUCAUCCUGGAGGAGAUCACAGCGGUCCGCAGGGACCUCUCAGCCCUGGAACAACGCGUAGAUAGCCUGGAGGAAGACCGCCUGCAGCACGCCCAAACAAUGCAUGCGGCAGAACUGGCUACAGGGCGGCAGGGAAACAUUCUCCUGGACAUCCGCCGCCAAGUGGAGGACCUCGACAACAGAGGUCGUCGCAAAAAUAUAAGGGUCCGAGGCCUCCCAGAAACUGAGGGAGAAAUCCCUCAAGAAGUCCUAACAGGCCUGUUCACACACCUCAUGGGAAGCGAGGCUCCUAGUGACUUCGGUCUGGAGAGGGCGCACAGGGCCCUGCGGGCGCUUAGAAGGGACGGCCUCCCACGAGACAUCAUUUGCUCCCUAGAAUCCUUCCAACUAAAGGAGGCCAUAAUGCAAGCAGCAAGGGCGCAGCAAAGGAUCACAUACAUGGACUCCCAAAUCUCCCUCUAUCAGGACCUGUCCACAAUUACCCUAGAUGCCCGCCGAGCGCUCAGACCACUGACACGGAUGCUGCAAGAGAGAAGGAUACCAUAUAAAUGGGGGUUCCCAUUCAGCCUCCAAGCUCGCUCAGGCAAUGUCUGGCACAUAAUCCGCUGGCCGAACGACGUCCCCUGCUUUCUACAAGCUGCGGGCCUACCCAUGAUACAGAUCCCGAAUUGGAUCCUGGAGGGUCCCCCAGCCCGGGCCACGGGCCCGUUGGAAGUAGCACACAACCUCCGCUCGGGACCCACUCCACCACAACGCAAGGGAGGCCCGGAGAACUCAGAAGAAUAAACCAGUACCGUCCCUGAAUAGCUACGGAAACUUCCUCCCUGAGCCGCUCCGACACCAAGACCCUGCUGCCGUGACCCCUCUCCCCAUCGGAAUCCUUCCAGCCCGGAACUCUCCACGCACCUGCCUGCCAGGGGUAUGUACUCUUCCACUAUACUAGCUAGGGGACAAGGGUCCUCCCUGCCUAGGUGGGGUGGCGGGGCAGCCCGGGGGUCAGCUAUAGAGGUUAGAACCACCCAGACCUACCCAAUACCAAGCACCUACAGCGGGGUACCCUGUCAGGUUGGGUGGGGGGGAAUUCCAUGGGAGAGGGGAUAAAUGGGACGAUGUGGAACUCCCCAUGGACGGCAACCAGGCCCUCAACAAGCCGAAUUCCCUAACAAAACAGUCGCUAAACGUAGCUGCUCAACGGACAGCGGACCAAACUGAUGCCGGGCGGACAGGGGGGGCUCCGGGAGUGGGUGGUGGCGGUUGGGGAACGGGGGACACUUGUGUCACAUGUUAGGAACCCGAGUGGUAGAUGGGGUGUCCCACUACUGUACAUAUUCCACUAGACAAGUUAAUGCCCACGGUUACCACAAAGAGCGCCCACCAGAGUAACACAUAUGCACUGGUCAUGCACUAGAAGAGACACCCUGUGCGUCACACCAGGCCCAUUACACUAGCGAUCACAUUGGGAGGGGCUAAGAGUGCACAUAAGUGAACCAGAGAGAUGUACGGGCGUCUAGGGCAUGGCAAAGGCACAAUACUCGGGAUUCGCAGGGGACGAACUAACAGAUAAGGAGGGGGGGAUGAUGGACGCAUCACGCGGACACAGAAGACAGACUGGGGGGAUCAGGGACUGCACGGCCUAUAACGUAGCAAAACAUUGACAGUAACCCAGCUGCAGGCACGAACCACCCCCCCCACACAAUCCACCCCUGACGCGCAUGUGCACUCACUCCUGCUCCGCCACGUGUCACGCACGCUACACUUACCAGAACAUAACGAGGCAGACACACUAUCACGACGCCGCACACCCCCGAUAUGCCCCAAGCAUGAGAAGCCCCCCAAGACAGACGGCAACGGGGCCCCUAGAUGACAAGACUUGGGACCCGAACAGCGGUCCUUGGGCCCGUGUAGCGGAAUCCAAGCCACGGGCAGACAUCAAGGGCUCCACUCCGGGACGAACAGACCCGAACACAGCCCGUCUGAUUCCACGCCGACAGGAGGUGAGACCCCACGGCCCGGCGCCACUGACUGUUACGGACCCGCCGCGCACACAUACACCAAUUCUUCCCAAGAACACCGCGGAACCCCGACCCAAAUACGGCCAUGAGCGAGCCAGGGAGUCGAACAGACAGCCACAAACACACACAACGAAGGGGGAGACUGGGAGGGACACGCCCUUUAAAAGCACACAACAAGAUACACAAAUGGCCCCACAGCGACAUGUGAGAACUUGCUACCAUGCACCCCAUCUUCAACACUACACCGAGAGACAUAGCUACUACGAAAGCCCAAAUCAGGUUGGGAGCUGAAGGAGACAGUAGAUGACGACCGACCACUAGACCGAGCCACUCCAUUGGUCAAGACGACACCGAGCCUCACUGAGACAGACCCUCCUGUAAAUUAUACCGGAACCUCAGGGAAGGUCAGGUAACCAACUCCCGAGAACCCCCAAAAUCCGGUACAGGGUCGACGUCACACCCAAACUAACCCCGUUCGCGGGUCCUCCUGACCCCAGAUAACCCCAUCCUCCUAGAACCCGCAUUCUAGACGACAUCCUUCCCCUCACCCCUCCAGUGCCGCUGCGAGUGGGGCCCCCUCCCUCCUCCCAAAAUGGCUGCCACCCGGGCGUUUGCCCCGGCCCAGCUGACGUAUUGGUCUAACAACGUCCAGGGACUCAACUCCCCGGAAAAACGGGCCCACUUGCACCGUCGACUGUGGAGCGCUAAAGCCUCCGUAGUUUUCCUGCAAGAAACCCAUCUCAAAGGUGGAGACGCACCUAAACUAGAAAACCGGCGCUUUCCUCUGGGAUUCUACGCUAACCACCCCGACACCAAAAAAGCCGGAGUCGCGAUUCUGUUCGCUCACUCGGUACCAUUCCAGAAUACACAAACUCUAGCAGACCCGAACGGGAGGUACCUCUUCCUGAGAGGCACCAUCGCAGACCAUGAAUACACCUUUGCGUGCUUAUACGGUCCAAACAGAAAGCAACAUAAGUUUCUACGCCAGGUGCUAGCCAAACUGGAAAAGUUCAGAGGGGCCCUGCUAAUCGUAGCAGGAGAUCUAAACAUGCCGCUGGACCCCAUACGAGACACCUCGAGGGGCCAAAGUGCGAUCCCCACACACUGCCUGAAAGCCGCACAACGAUUCUUACACAAGAUGGGGCUAGUGGACUGCUGGAGGACAUACCACCCAGACGACCGAGACUAUACCCACUACUCCGCGGUACACGCACACUAUAGUCGAAUCGACUACAUUUUCAUGGCCCAGGAGUAUCUUAACCUAUUACGUAGCGCAGACCUAGGCAUCAUGGACCACUCUGACCACGCACCGGUACUGAUCGAUACACAAUCCCCGCUCUUUAAACCCAGAGAAAGACAGUGGAAGCUUAAUGAAUCCAUGCUGGACGACUUGGAAUUUACCACCGCUAUGAACCAAGCCCUAACUGACUACUUCACGACGAACGAUAGUCCGGACAUACAGCCGCUGACUCUCUGGGAAGCACACAAAUGUGUAGUCCGAGGACACCUUAUCACAAGCUGCACCAGACGCAAAAAACAAAGGACGACGCAAAUUGCUAACCUGGCAAGCCGCAUAGCGGAGCUUGAACAAACCCAUAAAUCCACUUUGGAUGACAGCACAUACCUCCACAUCACGGAAACUCGCAGAGAGCUUCGAGAUAUAUUAACCCAAGGACGACUCCACACUGCCAGGAAAACAUCUCGAUACUUCUACGAACAUUCGAAUAAAAGUGGACGACUGCUGGCAAAGAUGCUCCAAGAAAAACGGAGAACACGACACGUCCACAAGAUACACACGAAAGAAGGUGCCAUCACCCGGCUCCCGGAGGGCAUCCUAACGGCUUUCAAAGAGUAUUACAAGACGCUAUACGACCAAGCACAACACAAAACGGGACAUACGGCGACACACCAUCAGGAACGGAUAGCUACAUACUUAGAAGAACAUAUCACCCGCAAACUGACACCUGAACAAGAGGCCGACCUGGAACUACCCUUGACAAUUGAGGAAUUAGCGGGAGCUUUGAAAACAUCCAAGCCCCACAGGGCUUCAGGACCUGAUGGCCUCCCUAUCGCGUAUAUACGUACCUUUAAGGACAUUCUCCUUCCUAGACUCCUCACCGGGAUCAAUUCCAUCCAAGAAGGAGGACGAUUCCCUAAAGACACCCUGAGAGCGACGGUCGUGAUCAUACCGAAGGAAGGAAAAGACCCAACUAAUUGUGCCAGCUACCGACCAAUCUCUCUGCUAAACGCGGACAUAAAACUCUUCGCCAAAGCCAUGGCCACCAGAGUAGCGCAAACGCUCCCCGACCUGAUACACCCGGACCAGGUAGGGUUCAUACCCGGGAGGGAGGCCAGGGACAACACCAUCCGAGCCCUUAACAUCAUGCACACAACAGUGGCCGGCAAACGAGAUAUGGUGCUUCUAUCCACCGACGCCGAAAAGGCGUUUGACCGGGUAGACUGGAACUACAUGGCAGCGACCCUGAGCCACAUGGGGUUUGGCCCGCGAUUGCGAACCUGGGUAGCCGCACUAUACACCACGCCGUCAGCACGCAUACGAGUCAAUGGAGCGCUGACCGACUCAUUUGGCAUAAGCAACGGCACAAGACAAGGAUGCCCCCUAUCCCCCCUUCUAUUCGUCCUCACUCUCGAACCCUUCCUUGAAGCGGUUAGACAGCACGGGGCGAUCACGGGACAUAGCAUAGGCGGCAAGGAACACCGAGUAGUGGCUUACGCCGACGACAUGCUCUUUUUCCUGGAGCAACCUAGGGUAUCGACACCAAACCUCCUGGACGCAUUUCGAACUUACAGUGAGGUAUCCAACCUUAAGCUAAAUCUGGACAAAUCCGAAGCAAUGCUGCUGACGAGGGACAUGGCUCUCCAGCAACACAUCCAAACGCAAUUCCCCUUCAGAAUAUGCACCUCCAAAUUGCGAUAUCUUGGCGUCUGGCUACCUGAGGACACGACGCACAUAUACCAACUGAACUUUGCGCCCCUUCUAGCUACCCUACAACAAGAUAUAAAACGGUGGACGGCCCAGUACAUCUCAUGGUUUGGCCGCAUAAACGCAAUAAAAAUGAAUGUCAUGCCUCGCAUUCUAUACCUAUUCCAGACACUACCAACAACCAUCCCAAGAGGGUUCUUUCAAGCGAUAACGACUACCAUCCGACAGUUCGUCUGGAACCACAAACCAUCACGCGUGAAACGGUCCACCUUAGAACGACCAAAAAGCCAGGGCGGAACGGGACUUCCGUCGAUCACCACAUACUAUCAGGCAACCCACAUACAUCGACUGGUCGACUGGCACGCUAACCCGACCACUAGAUCCACAUAGAAAUACAACAAGCCCAAGGCAAAAUCCCCGCCCAACUGUGGCUGGGCGAAGCAUCUCUUGGGAACUUACGCACGGACAACCCAGUGAUAAAUGCCACGCUGCAGGUCUGGUGCAAGGUACGUUACACCAGGAACCUCACGACGUCUCCCAACCCGCUUACACCUAUUACUAA